This is a messenger RNA of Colletotrichum navitas, 1162 nucleotides long. RefSeq names its product succinate dehydrogenase iron-sulfur subunit. Gene Ontology annotation, biological process: aerobic respiration; tricarboxylic acid cycle; respiratory electron transport chain. NCBI's taxonomy places the organism in Eukaryota, Fungi, Ascomycota, Sordariomycetes, Glomerellales, Glomerellaceae. The record is from RefSeq and is a predicted model, not a curated record. Gene Ontology annotation, cellular component: mitochondrial membrane. The transcript has 3 exons. The coding region runs from base 197 to 1030 and encodes 277 amino acids. Gene Ontology annotation, molecular function: 2 iron, 2 sulfur cluster binding; electron transfer activity.
AGGGAUUGACAAACUUCCAUGAUGUCUAUCAUUUCACCUGAACGCCACCAAGGAUAACAAUAUCACGGUGAACCGCCGCUUCCCACACCGCGACCCGCCAAUUACUUGGAAUUUCUCACUUCCAUCUGGUGUGCCAACUGUUACCUUUGCUACUUGCAUCCGUUUGUUCCAACUCGUAUCCAAUUCAACAGCCACAAUGGCAUCUCUCCGCUCUUCCUCCCGAGUCUUGGGCUCGGCCACCAAAGCCGCCUUCCGCCCUGCCGUCACCGUUCCUCGCCGUGGCCUAGCAACCCCCAGCGACCGCUUGCCCCGUACCAAGGAGCCAGAGAUGAAGAAGUUCACCAUCUACCGCUGGAACCCCGACACCCCGACUGAGAAGCCUCGCAUGCAGGAGUACACGCUGGACUUGAACAAGACCGGACCCAUGAUGCUAGAUGCGUUGAUCCGCAUCAAGAACGAGUUGGACCCUACUCUGACCUUCCGCCGAAGCUGCAGAGAAGGCAUCUGCGGUAGCUGUGCCAUGAACAUUAAUGGGCAGAACACGCUGGCUUGCCUUUGCCGUAUCCCCAAGGAGUCUUCGUCAGACAUUAAGGUUUACCCUCUGCCCCAUACCUACGUCGUCAAGGACCUGGUCCCCGACUUGACCCAGUUUUACAAGCAAUACCGUUCGAUUAAGCCCUACUUGCAGAGAACCACUCCUGCCCCUGAUGGCAAGGAAUACCGUCAGAGUGUCGCCGAUAGAAAGAAGCUGAGCGGCCUUUACGAGUGUAUCCUGUGCGCCUGCUGCUCAACUUCGUGUCCGUCUUACUGGUGGAACUCGGAGGAGUACCUCGGACCUGCCAUCCUUCUCCAGUCAUACCGCUGGCUCGCCGAUUCCCGUGACGAGAAAGCAGCGGAGCGCAAGGCCGCCCUUGACAACUCGAUGAGCUUGUACCGCUGCCACACGAUUCUCAACUGCACACGUGCCUGCCCCAAGGGCCUGAACCCUGGCAAGGCUAUUGCCGAGAUCAAGAAGCAGAUGGCUUUCUAAGAAGCUGGCGGUGUCUAGGUUUGGAGUCGUAAUCUUGGGCGGCGCGAUAUUGGCUGUAUACUAGGUAGUGUGUACUUUAUGAGCAUGGAUGGAGUUUGAACUCCUUGGACACACUAAAAAGGGGACUUUGAA